UUUUCUCAACCGCACACAUGGCCCGGACUAUCCACUUUCAAAUAUUCAUGCCCGUGCCCGGGGGCAAUAAUAUGGCCAUGCUACGAUAAUUUCAUGUCCUCCUUCCAAACUUGAACAAAAUGCUUCCUCUCUCAUCCUUUAUGCUUUCUGGCAUUUGUUUCUACACGGUGCUUCUUCUUGGCACCUUGUUUCUUUUGUAUCUUGGAUUCUUUAAGAUGCUAGGUUAUCGUAACCGAAUUGCAGAGGCUGAUAUCCCACCGGGUAGUUGUGGAUUGCCGUUGAUCGGAGAGACCAUACAGUUCAUGGCAGCCAUGAAUAAUGGCAGAGGUUAUUACGACUUCGUCCGAGCUCGCCGUCUAAGGUAUGGGAAGUGCUUCAAGACCAACAUCCUUGGACUGGCACAAGUUUUUGUUUCAAGCACAGAAUCGGCUAAGAUAAUUUUAAAAAAUGAAUCUGGAAAAUUCACGAAGAGAUACAUAAAAUCAAUCGCAGAGCUUGUGGGAGAUCAAAGCCUGCUAUGUGCUUCUCAUGGACAACACAAACUCAUCCGUAGCUGUUUGACACAUUUAUUCUCAACAAGUUCCAUUUCUGUUUUUAUCAGACAGUUCGAUGAACUGGUUGUGAAAAGUCUUAGCACCUGGCAAGAUAGGGACACAAUAGUUGUUCUUGACCAUGCAACCGAGAUAACCUUCAAAGCCAUGUGCAGGAUGUUGAUGAGCUCAGAGGACGAUCCGAAACUAGAAAUGCUGCAAGAGGACAUAACUCUUGUCUGUGAAGCCAUGCUCGCCUUCCCUAUAAGGUUUCCUUGGACUAGAUUUUACAAAGGCCUUAAGGCCAGGAAAAGGAUUAUGAGCACACUGGACUUGAUCAUGACUGAAAGAAGAAGAUGCUCACAAGGCAAUCAAAAAGAUUUUAUGCAAUGCCUGUUGGUAGAAGAUGAAAAGCCAGGUUCUGAUGAGGCCUAUAGGAUGACAGACACAGAGAUAAAAGACAACAUUUUGACCAUGAUUAUUGCAGGUCAGGAUACAACUGCAAGUGCAAUCGCAUGGAUGGUCAAGUAUCUUGGAGAAAAUCAAGAUGUUCUAGACACCCUUAGAGCAGAGCAACUUCACCUUGCAGAAAAAAUUUCACCAGGGCCCUUUCUCACACUGGAAGAUCUUGCUGAGAUGCCAUACGCUUCUAAGGUAGUCAAAGAAUCAUUAAGGAUGGCAUCUAUAGUACCUUGGUUUCCAAGAUCAGCACUUCAAGAUUGUGAGAUUGAAGGAUUUAAGAUAAAGAAAGGGUGGAACAUUAAUGUUGAUGCUAAAUCAAUACACCUUGACCCUAAUCAUUACAAUUGCCCCAACAAUUUCAAUCCUUCAAGGUUUAAUGAUGACUCAAAGCCAUACAGCUUCUUAGCAUUUGGGAUGGGAGCAAGAACCUGCCUGGGAAUGAACAUGGCUAAAGCCAUGAUGCUAGUCUUCCUUCAUCGUCUAAUCACAACAUACAAGUGGCUGGUGAUAGACUCAGACUCAAGCAUUGAGAAAUGGGCAUUGUUCUCCAGAUUAAAAAGUGGUUGUCCGAUUCAAGUAACCCGUAUUGAUAAUAGAAAGGAUGAUACUUCUGCGUAUGUCUCUCGUUGA
Populus euphratica (Euphrates poplar) is the source of this 1622-nucleotide messenger RNA. RefSeq names its product cytochrome P450, family 722, subfamily A, polypeptide 1 (gene CYP722A1). Gene Ontology annotation, biological process: multicellular organism development; brassinosteroid homeostasis; sterol metabolic process. The transcript has 10 exons. NCBI's taxonomy places the organism in Eukaryota, Viridiplantae, Streptophyta, Magnoliopsida, Malpighiales, Salicaceae. Gene Ontology annotation, molecular function: oxidoreductase activity, acting on paired donors, with incorporation or reduction of molecular oxygen; monooxygenase activity; iron ion binding. The record is from RefSeq and is a predicted model, not a curated record. Bases 120 to 1622 code for a protein of 500 amino acids.